AUGGCCAAAUCAGCUGUCAGCAAGAGCAUGGCACGAAAGCGAUCUCAGGAACCUACACAACAUGUGUCUGGAUUGUCCACUGCAAAGUCGGGUGCAAAACGCAAGAACGACAAUGUCAAGUUUGGCAGCCUUAGUCGCAAACAAAAGAACGAUCUCAAGGAAUAUGGUACGCUGAUCCCGGACGAUUUCCACGACGACGAUGACGACGACAAUAUGGACGAGCAAGGUCCAAGCAAACGUCCUCGUCGUGUCGUCUAUGAAGAAGAUCUCGAUCGUGAACUCGAGGAAGAAGCUGGCAUGGAAGAAUCGGAUGAAAGCGAAGAAGAAGAGGAAGAGGAAGAGGAAUGGCAGAAACCAUCAGCCUAUUCUCGAUUGGUUGGCUCGUUGCAAAAGACAUCCAAGCACCGUGAUUUCUAUGAGCGCAUCAAACGUGAGCAACAAGGUGUCGAGGACAUUGAAGAGGAGUUAGAGGACGAGGGUGAGGAGGAUAUUGAGGGUGAGGAUGAGGAUGAUGACGAAGAUAUGGAUGAUGAAGAAGAACUUGUCGAUGAGGAUAGCGAGGAUGCUGAAGAAGAUGAAGAAGACAAUGAAGCAGCUGUGGUUGAAGAAGAGCAAGAAAAUGAUGAUGAAGAAGAAGAGGAGAUCAUGAUUGGAGAUUUGUCUGAUGACGAUGAAGAAAAUGUUGAUCCCUUUGAACGCCGAUUAUCUGACGAGCAACCCAAGUCAUUCGAUGAAGAUAUUGUUUUGGCUGAUCAGAAAAAGUGGACUACAGAGAUGUUCCAAGAUGAUGCAUUGAAAGAGGUGGCAGCAUUUACUCUUCAUCCCGACAAGUCUGUGAAGGAGCAAAAGCCGAUCAAGGAUUUGGUUGAAAUCAAGGUCAAAGAGCGACUUGCAAGACGAUGGAAGGAAGCCAACUCUGAUUUCGUGGAUGAAAAAGAUGAAUCAGCCCUUUUUACCCCUCUUCAAGAACGUCUCUUCCGCUACUUCAAUGAGCAUCGUGAUGUCUUAUAUUGCAAUCGCACCGUCGAGAACGCAGCCGAGAUCAGAAACGCUUAUGCAUUGCAUAUCUUGAACUACAUUUACAAAACCAACGAUCGCGUAGUGAAGAAUAAUUCCAAGAUCGCCAAUGCACAUAAGGAAAACAAAGAGAUUGGAGAGAUCCGUGACCAAGGUUUUACACGUCCCAAGGUGCUCCUUAUUCUUCCAUUCCGUAAUUCGGUUGUCAAGGUGGUGGAUGCUCUCAUUAAGGCUUCUGGAACAGAUCAACAAGAGAACAAGAAGAGAUUCUAUGACGAGUUUCGAUUGCGUGAUGACGAUCAGCUCAACAAGGACAAACCAGCAGAUUACGUGGAUACGUUCUCUGGCAAUGUGGAUGACCAUUUCCGUUUUGGUAUCAAGUUUGGCCGCAAGACAAUGAAGUUUUAUUCGGGCUUGUUUGCAUCAGACAUGAUUAUCGCCUCUCCUCUUGGUUUGCGUACAUUGAUCAAUGGUGAAGAAGGUGAUGAACGAAACCAUGACGCCCUUUCAUCGAUUGAGCUUGUUAUUAUGGAUCAGGCCAACCACAUUAUGAUGCAAAACUGGGAGCACGUAGAGUAUGUGAUGCAACAUCUCAACUUGAUCCCGGAGAAAACUCACGGUUGUGAUAUCUCGCGUAUCAAGAGCUGGUACCUGGAUAGAAAAGCUUGUUAUUUGCGACAAACGCUUGUGUUUUCCGAAUUCUUGACUCCUGAAAUCAAUGGCUUGUUCAGCAAAUACUUCAAGAAUGUAUCUGGCAAGAUCAAAAUCAAGCAACGCUAUGAAGAUGGUAGCAUUUUGGAUGUCAUCCCACAAGUGCAGCAGACAUUUACUCGCAUCGACACAACAUCUCUUGCCGCUAUGAAUGAUACUCGCUUCAAGUAUUUUAUUGAAAAGACACUUCCCACCUUGCGUAAAUCAGCACUCAUGCAAACACAUACCCUGAUCUUUGUUCCUUCUUACUUUGACUACGUCCGGCUACGAAACUAUUUUGAAGACAACAUGUAUUCUUACGAUUCUUGUUGCGAGUACACUGAUCCAAGGGAUAUGACACGUGCCAGAGGCAAUUUCUUCCAAGGCAAAGUCAGCUUCCUCUUGUACACGGAGCGUUUGCACUUUUAUCGACGGCUCAACAUUCGAGGCACCUUCCAUGUCGUCUUUUAUGGAUUGCCAGAUCAUCCUCAAUUCUAUUCGGAAGUGGUCAACUUUUUGGGUCUCAAGUUUGAUGAAGCAAGUGCUGCUGAAGAAGCUACAUUUUCUUGUACGACGCUGUUUUCACGCUACGACCAUCUCAAGCUAGAACGUAUUGUUGGCAGCGACAGAGCUCGCAAAAUGUGCACCGCACAAAAGAACGUUUUUAUGUUUGCAUAG
Messenger RNA from Lichtheimia ornata, 2385 nucleotides. RefSeq lists its product as uncharacterized. The transcript is spliced from 12 exons. Gene Ontology annotation, molecular function: U3 snoRNA binding; rRNA binding. NCBI's taxonomy places the organism in Eukaryota, Fungi, Mucoromycota, Mucoromycetes, Mucorales, Lichtheimiaceae. The record is from RefSeq and is a predicted model, not a curated record. The coding region runs from base 1 to 2385 and encodes 794 amino acids. Gene Ontology annotation, biological process: maturation of SSU-rRNA from tricistronic rRNA transcript (SSU-rRNA, 5.8S rRNA, LSU-rRNA). Gene Ontology annotation, cellular component: small-subunit processome; nucleolus.